CAUACCACAUUGGAAUCGCUUGAUUGCUGACUUGGUGGAAGCUCCAUUACGAAAUAACGGAGACUGGUGAUUCAACCACUGCAACUUAGAGCUCUCUUCCUAGCAACCAAUCAAUUACGGAUUGAAUCGUCCGAGUCUCUUCGUGACCAAAAUGCCGACCCCUGAAUCCGAAGCUUUCCUGGCGAAGAAGCCGACCGUCCCUCCCACAUUCGACGGUGUUGAUUACGACGACAACAAGAGAUUUAAGCAGGCGCAAGAUGCUAUCAUCCGAGAGCAGUGGGUGCAAGUUAUGAUGGGACGACUUGUCCGAGAGGAGCUGGGCAAAUGCUAUUACCGAGAGGGUGUUAACCACCUGGAGAAGUGCGGUGCUCUACGAGAGAAAUACCUCCAGAUGCUCAAGGACCACCGGGUACGGGGUUACCUAUUCGAACAACAGAACUACAUCUCGAAGACUUCAUAGACGGAGAAAAAGAAAGGCAAGAUGAGUUCUACGGUUAUCAAUGGCAUACAUGAUGAAGAUGCAUAGGGUACGAGGACUGCUUUGGACAGAGCUCUUUACAUGAGGGUGUAUCCGGUGCGAUGCGGAUACUUGUCCGUCCGCGGUAACCCGUGUAUUGUACAUUUUUAACAACAAUCUCAAUGUGAAAACGACAUAAAUCCCG
This is a messenger RNA of Daldinia decipiens, 662 nucleotides long. RefSeq names its product mitochondrial NADH-ubiquinone oxidoreductase 12 kDa subunit precursor. NCBI's taxonomy places the organism in Eukaryota, Fungi, Ascomycota, Sordariomycetes, Xylariales, Hypoxylaceae. The transcript is spliced from 2 exons. The coding region runs from base 152 to 460 and encodes 102 amino acids. The record is from RefSeq and is a predicted model, not a curated record.